AUGCUGGAGAACUCUAGGUUCAGAGGCACAGAAUUUAUCAAAGAAGUUCGAAAAAUUGGUAGAACUCGUCACGCCAAUGUUCUUCAGUUGGUGGGAUUCUGUUCUGAAGGCUCUAAGCAGGCUCUAGUGUAUGAGUACAUGCCUAAUGGGUCUCUUGCUAAACAUUUGUCCUCAAAAGAAAGAAGAUUUCAAUCAUUUUGGGAAAAGCUGCACGAGUUUGCUCUGGGAAUUGCUCGAGGAAUCGAGUAUCUACACAAGGGAAGUGAUGUGUGCAUUCUUCAUUUAGAGAUGAAGCCUCAAAAUGUCCUGCUAGACCACAAUUUCGUCCCCAAAAUAUCAAAUGCUGGCCUUGCAAAAUUUUACCAGGAGGACUGUGAUUUUGUUUUUGUUAGUACUUUAGGAACAGCAGGGUGUUGGCGUGACUUGUGGACCAUUGCCUUUCUGUCCUUACACACCAAAGAUUCAUAUUAUAAUUAUAUUUGA
This is a messenger RNA of Prunus armeniaca (apricot), 483 nucleotides long. NCBI's taxonomy places the organism in Eukaryota, Viridiplantae, Streptophyta, Magnoliopsida, Rosales, Rosaceae. The record is from the annotation of a GenBank genome assembly.